CCGCCCGCCGCGGUGCCGGUGCCGGUGCGGUGCGGCCGCGGGGCCGGCAGGUGUCGGGGAGCUCACCGUGAGCGCCAUGUCCGCUCCUGCGGGCCGGUCCGCGCCGGGUUUUGCACCGUGUCCUCGGGCCUGCCUCCCGGCCCCGAGCCGCCGCCGCCGCCGCCGCGGUGAGCGCUCCUGCCCUGGUAUCACUCCGCUGGCACGGACGGGAGGCGGCGCGGCAGCAGAGCGUCUCGGUCCGGAUUGUUCAUGUGUUUACUUCCCCCAGCCCGAGGAUUUGCUAUUUAGGUUCCUGUUGAAAUGCAACUGAGCAGCCAAAGUACUUUGCGAACACCCAAACUUUUUUCUAGAAGGAAAAUACAAUAAGCAAGCGGCUUUGCCUGUCUGUUGAUGCCGGGGAGCGCGAGUGAGUGCGCCGUGUGUGCCCAGCGUGUGCCCGUGCUCGGAUGUGUGUGUGCGAACGUGCGUGUGAACGGGCGUGCAUGUGGAGGGGCGCGUGUUUCUCCCCAUCCAUGGGGAGAGAAGGCUUUUGUCAACAUCUCCGGAAAUCCCAUGGAAUCUGUUUUGAAAUAAUGGAUUAUAAAAAAGAAAGAGGAGGAAAGGAACUGGUCUGAUAUCUCCUGGAGUUUGCUAACCCGAACUGCUGCUGCUUAGUUUGUUGUGCUUUUUGUGUGUGUGUCUGUGUGUGCGUGUGUGUUUGUGUGUGUUGCUGGCGAUAACCUUUUAGCACCUUCUCUAUUUCCCUCCCCCCUUCCCUCUCUCUUUUUAAUGUUUUGGAGCUUCUCGAGAGGGAUUGGCUGGGGGAAAAGAGAAACAUUUGCUUGGGAUCGCUGUUUCCCUGAGACAUGAUGGUGCCCCUUUCCCCUCCCCGUCCCCGGUUCUCUGAAAAGUAUCCCAUCAGGACCCCGGAGAGACUGUCCGUGUGAAGUGUAGGAUAAAAAGUUCUUCCAAAAUAGUGUGCGCGGGGCCGAGCAUGGGGGAUUUCGCAGCCCCCGCUGCCGCCGCGAACGGCAGUAGCGUUUGCAUCAACAAUAACCUGAAGAGCGGCCUCGGCGGGGCCGGUGCCGGGGCUGGCGGCUCUCCGCACGGCCCCGCCGCCGGUAACAAUGCCGUCCCCAAGCACAGCACGGUGGUGGAGCGGCUGAGGCAGCGCAUCGAGGGCUGCCGGCGGCACCAUGUCAGCUGCGAGAGCAGGUACCAGCAAGCGCAGGCGGAGCAGCUGGAGCUGGAGCGCAGGGACACGGUCAGCCUCUACCAACGGACCCUGGAGCAGAGGGCCAAGAAAGCGGGCACCGGCACCGGCGGCAGCAAGCAGCAGCAGCAGAGCAAGCAGCAGCAGGAUGCCGAGCCCGCCGCGGCGGAGCAGAGGAACCACACGCUGAUCAUGCUUCAAGAGACAGUCAAAAGGAAGUUGGAAGGCGCACGUUCACCUCUCAAUGGAGAGCAGCAGAAUGGAGUUUGCGAUGGGAGCUUUUCUCCAACCAGCAAGCGGACACGCAAGGAUGGGCAAGGCAUUGAGGCAGUCAACAGCUUGCCCAUUAAUCUGCCUUUGCCUGCUGUUUCUCCUCUUCACCAGCUUGACAUGAAAGCUCCUGUGCUCCUGCAGAACAGUGGAACUCACAGGAGUGGUCUGGAAGACUUGGGUGAAAACGGUGGGCUUUCUGAGAUAAAGCUCCCUGUUAACGGCUGCAGCGAGCUGGAUGAUGGUUUUAACAUCCUGCACAACAAGGAGCUAAAGCAAGAGCCCCUGGAUGACUCCAACUGCAUAGACACUUCUGAAACAUCUCUUUCCAAUCAGAACAAGCUCUUCUCAGACAUUAACCUAAAUGAUCAGGAGUGGCAGGAGCUCAUAGACGAGCUGGCAAACACCGUCCCAGAAGAUGAUAUACAGGAUUUGUUCAAUGAAGACUUUGAAGAGAAGAAGGAGCCUGAAUAUCCCAGGCCUGCCACAGAGACUCAGGAGAGCGUGAGCGUGAAAAGUGAUCCAUCCCAUUCUCCAUUUGCUCAUGUCCCAUUGGGAUCUCCCCAGGUCAGACCAUCUUCUUCCGGUCCUCCAUUUUCCAACAUCUCCUCAGGCUCCAGCGUUGCCUCAGCAUCCAGCGCGCCGCUGGCCCCGGUCCCUGCUGGCUCUCCAGCAAACUGUGUGGUGCAGUCCCCUCAGACCCCCAGCCAGGCCCACACGCCCGGGCAGACGCAGGGGCGCUCCGGGAAUGGCUUCCUGAUGAGCGCGGCCUCGGCCGCGGCGGGCUCGGGGCCUGGGCCCAGCGCUGACCUGUCCCCGGCCGAGCAGCUCAAGCAGAUGGCAGCCCAGCAGCAGCAAAGGGCCAAGCUCAUGCAGCAGAAGCAGCAGCACCCAAAUCAGCCCUCAAGCUGGUCACCAGGGGGGCCUCCAUCCAGUCCCUACGGAGCACCCUUCAGUGCAGACAAACCAAAUAGCCCAAUGAUGUAUUCUCAAGCCUUUAACAACCAAAACCCCAUAGUGCCUCCUAUGGCAAACAACCUCCAGAAGACCACAAUCAAUAACUACCUCCCUCAAAAUCACAUGAACAUGAUCAGUCAGCAGCCAAAUAAUUUGGUCACAAACUCCUUGGGCAAGCAGCCCAAUCUGCUUUCUUACGGCAACACCAAACCUCUGACCCAUUUCAGCACUGAGCUGGGUCAGAUGAUGGCCCCGGCGAUGGCAAACCCCGGGAAGAACACCAUGGUGCCCUACAUCCAGCAGCAGCAGCAGGCCCAGCAGGCACAGGUGCCAGCCCAGAUGGCACACCUGAGCGAGGAGCAGAAACGCGUGCUCAUCAUGAAGCAGAAAGGAAUGAUAAACCAACCCGUGGGAUAUGCAGCACUCCCUGCCCUUGGUCAGGAGCACCAGGCGGGAGUGCCGCGGCCCCUGCAGCCGGCGGGCUCCAGCAGCAUGGGCACAGGCUCCAGCCCCGGGGGACACUUCCUGGGCAGCCAGCCCCAGGCGGCCCUCAUGAAGCAGAUGCUGAUGGAGCAGAGGGCGCAGCUCCACGUGAUGGAGCAGCAGAAGCAGCAGUUUCUCCGGGAGCAGAGACAGCAGCAGCAGCAGCAGAUCCUGGCGGAGCAGCAAAUGCAGCAGCAGUCACAUUUGCCUCGGCAGCAUCUGCAUCAGCAGCGAAGCCCAUAUCCAGUGCAACAGGUCAACCAAUUCCAAGGUUCACCCCAGGAUAUGGUGGCUGUGAGGAACCAGGUAGCCCUGCAGAGCAUGAGAACAUCCCGAAUGAUGGCCCAGAACGCAAGCAUGAUGGCCAUGGGUGCCUCCCAGAGCUCCAGCACGCUGCUGACCACGGCAGGCCAGUCAGAUAUGGGAGUGACUCCUUACAGCAACGCCUCUGCCAGCCAGCCAGGAAUGUACAGCAUCAGCACGGGCAUGAGCCAAGUGUUGCAGCACCCAAACCAAAGCGGCAUGAACCUGGCGCAGAGCACGGGCCAGGGAGCACGGCAGGCUGCCUCUGGACAAGCAGUGGGAAUGGUUGGAAGUUUUGGUCAGAACAUGCUGGUGAACUCUGCUCUUCCCCAGCAUCAGCAGCAGAUGAAAGGACCUCUGGGCCAGGGCUUGCCGAGGCCGCAAGCACCACGACUUCAGAACCUGAUGGGGCCUGUCCCUCAGGGAGCACAGAGCUGGCAGCAGCGAGGCCUGCACGGCGUACCUGGCAGGACUAGUGGCGACAUGGGGCCCUUCAGCAACGGCACCGCGUACGCCGUGCCAGCGGGGCCGCGGGUGCCCAAGCAGCACUUCCCUCAGGGCCUCAGCCAGACUGUCAUGGACUCGAGCGCCACCGUGAGGGCCGUGAACCCGGCCCUGGGCAGGCCACUGCUGCAGCCCCUGCCCGGGCAGCAGGCGGGCAGCCAGGCCAGGCCCGUGGGGAUGCCAGCAAUGAGCCAAGGGGUGUCUGCCAUGCCGGGCUUCAGCCAGCCCCCAACGCAGCAAAUGCCAGCUGGAACCUUUGCUCAGAGCAGCCAAGGCCCAGCCUAUGAGAGGAAUCCCACUCAGGACAUAUCUUACAACUACAGUAAUGGAGGAGCAGGGGGGUCAUUCUCCAGUUUAGCAGAGGGCACAGACCUUGUGGACUCCAUUAUCAAAAGCGGACCAGGGGAUGAGUGGAUUCAAGAACUUGAUGAGUUGUUUGGAAACCCCCAGUGAAUGGGAUUGUACAGUCUGGAGCUUUGGUUAUGUUUUGUUACGUCUGAACAAGCAAAGAGGAAGUCAGAUGUUCUCCCCAUCCCUGCAUUGUUGGUUUUUGUGUUGGUUUGGGGUUAUUUUGGGGUGUUUUUGUUUUUAACUGUGCAAACCGAGCUGAUCUGUAGCCAACUUUGGAAGAUUCAGGGGACGAUGAAAACAUCAACAUCCCAAAACUGUCACCAAGCAAUCCUUGUUGCGUGGCAGUGCCCACUGUGUGGUGUAUGUGUGUGUGUGUGUGUGUGUGUCAGAAUGGAGAAAGUGGAAAAGCCAGCUGAUGUGUGUGGCUGGGAAGAUUCCUUCUCCCCCCACUCAAAACAAGGCUUCAUUGCACAGUGGUGAGGUGGGUCCUGGUACGUCCCAUCUCUUUCUGACUGUGCACAUUGCAGCUUCCAGGGAAGCAGAAGGAAGAGCUGGGAGCAAAGCCUGCAGACACUCAGGGGUGAUUGCACAGCCCUGGUCAGAAAUGGGGCAAGCAGGUCUGGGGCAGCCAUGGCCAGGCGAUGGGGCUGGCUGGGCUGUCCUGAGGGAAUGCACAACACUCACAUGGCAAACCUAAACAGUCACAGGGAGGUCACCGUUUUCACUGCACAGUGAUAAACCCCACUGCAAGUGCAGAAGAACAUAAAUCUGGCAGUGUUGUGAGGGCAGAUUGAUUAUGUGACUGCUGCUGGGGACAGCCCAGUGCUGGGUUAACUUAAUGAACUGCUCAGUCCCCUUGGGACUUUAAAUAAUGUUUCCCAAGCCAGAGCACUUGGCAUGGCCCAGCUGUCUGGGCUGCUGAAGGGCUGAGAGGAACCAAGGGGCAUUAGCAGAGCUCCUCACUGGUGCCUCCCUCUGCUUCCUCCCCAGGGUGCUCUCAGUUCCCUCCCUUCCCCUCCUGCUCCUGCAGUGUGAAGCCAGCUGAGCUGGCUGCGCUUUGUUUUCAGGCAAGCCACAGAGGGCCAGGCAGGGGAGGAUAAAACAGGCAUGAGAAAACACACAGGGAGGGUUUGGCACACAGGAAGACCUUCUCCUCCCCUCUUGAAAAGCCCAGGUUUGGCAGGUAGCACUACCCCACGGUGUCUGGGCUCUUGAUGUGGUACAUUCAUUUUUAAACAGAUGUUUGGUCUAAUAUCUCUGGUUUGCUGGAAUAAAAUUCACUGCAGUAUUUGAAGAACAGGAGUCAGUGAGGGACUACUGUAAAGAACAUUCAAGAGUGGGUAAAAUAAUUGAUAUUGCAAGCAUGGGAUCUGCCCCAAUAAGGUUUUAGAUAAUAAGGAUGUAUCACUGUUUCCACUGUUUGGACCUGUGAUGAAGUUGUUAUAGAUCUCACACAACACUGAAGUCACCAGCCAUUCUGAGUGUGUACAGCAGGUUCCCAAACUGCAGUUGGAGGCUGUUUUCUGGAACCUAUUACCUCUGUAGUGUUUUCAGCUGAGGGCUGCAUGUCAGGUUAUGUAGUUGUGCAUCUAAAAAAUGUUAACAUGACCCACAGUCCAGAGCUGUAGCACCCUGUGGCCCAAUGCUGGCCUCUGAGAGCCGUGAGCUCACUGCUCUGCAGCAGUGUGCCAGUGCCAGUCCCAAUUCCCCAGCUCCUGGUCACCUCCCUUUACGCUGCUCUCCCUGGCCACAGCAGUGCCAAGUGUUGAGCCCCUGAGUUCCAGGGAGGCUGAGGGCCUUGGCACUGGGCACUUUCAUGUCCUGCCUUUCCCCGUGGAGCACAGACAGGCAUCACAUUAAAGAGGGAGAGCAGAUGAGUCUGGAACCAUCUCUGUGCCCCCUUGAGGCUCCCUUCUGAGCAAUUUCCCUUGCUGGGCUUGCCUAGUGGGGGGAAUCACCUGUUCUGAAUGCUGUGAGGCAGCAGGACAAGCUGCAUUUUUAAUGUGCUAAAGGUGAGCUACCAAUCCAACCUGCCCUGGCUGCUAUAUUUUUUAAAAUGGCUUUAAUCUCAUCUCUUUUAGCUGACCCCUUUAUAAAAUACAGCACAAGGGCCAAUCCCAGCUCCUGCUGAGGAUGAUGAGCAUGAUUAGCAUGCCUGCUGCUUCAGUAGGAGCCAGGUUGGGCCUUGAUUCAGUGGAAGGGAGCGCCAGAAGAGUUUUUGGUUCAUCCUGUGGGUCAGCAUCUCCUGGGCAGACUGGAAGGGACAGGCAGACCCUGGGAGGAGCCCACCAGGGCUCACCUCCCAGCACAGAGGGGGAAAGGGGAACAGAAACACGCACCCACCACACAGCCGCCAAGCAAGCCCGUGUGCACCGGGGAGAUACAGGCCCUGGUGAUGAAUGGUGGUCAAGGCGAGUCUCUGUUGUCUUUGUAAGGCUUCCUCCAAAUACUCCACACUGGGAUCAAGUACUAGAGAACAGAUUUUAUUAGAUUCAGGUUGAUUGUUUUUUUUUUUUUUUUCUUUCUUACUAUGGUGCUGAUGUACAUGCAAUGUUUUAAAAGAAGUCACUUGUAAAUAUGUUUUUACAAUUCUACAGAUAUCACUGGGUCUACUAUCUGUAAAAUAUAUACAUAUAAAUAUAUAUAUAUAAAUAUAUAUAUAUACUGUUUGUUUAAAAUAGAGUAUUUUUAUUUCAUUCCUUGACUCAUCCUUACUGCAGUGGUAUUGCACUUCAGAUGACAUCUAAUUACUAAUUUGUACUGUAUCCCUGACAGCAACUUGCUCCAUUUUAUUCAGAUUUUUCUAGUUUUCUGGUUUUACUUUGUACAUUAAGCAUUGCUUAUUUCCUUUUGAGACCUGUACAGAGUCUGAAAACAUAGAAAAACACCUGAUGUUGCUUUUAAAGAAAAAGAAACAAAACAAAAAAACAAAAGAAACAAAACAAAAAACCAACCAAACAAAUAAAAGAUGGUUAUAUGAGUCA
Zonotrichia leucophrys gambelii is the source of this 7044-nucleotide messenger RNA. It is a transcript of the gene MAML3, whose product is annotated as mastermind like transcriptional coactivator 3. The transcript is spliced from 6 exons. Gene Ontology annotation, biological process: Notch signaling pathway; positive regulation of transcription of Notch receptor target. Gene Ontology annotation, molecular function: transcription coactivator activity. Bases 974 to 4162 code for a protein of 1062 amino acids. NCBI's taxonomy places the organism in Eukaryota, Metazoa, Chordata, Aves, Passeriformes, Passerellidae. Gene Ontology annotation, cellular component: nuclear speck; nucleoplasm. The record is from RefSeq and is a predicted model, not a curated record.